Capsaspora owczarzaki ATCC 30864 is the source of this 3469-nucleotide messenger RNA. RefSeq names its product rap guanine nucleotide exchange factor GEF2. Lineage: Eukaryota; Filasterea; Ministeriida; Capsasporidae. The coding region runs from base 79 to 3351 and encodes 1090 amino acids. The record is from RefSeq and is a predicted model, not a curated record. Gene Ontology annotation, cellular component: plasma membrane. Gene Ontology annotation, molecular function: guanyl-nucleotide exchange factor activity. Gene Ontology annotation, biological process: positive regulation of GTPase activity; Ras protein signal transduction. The transcript is spliced from 17 exons.
UUUUCUUUUUUUUUUUUUUUCCUUUCUUCCUCCUGCUCGAGAUUUGCUGUCAUCUCAACAUCAAACGACCGACGCACAAUGAGACCCAUUGUCCCUCCGAUCGCAAGCUCGGCCCAGCUCGCUCCCAACGCCGGCUCGGUGCUUGGCGGCGCUGGCGCGCACCCAUUCGCAGACAUCCUGAAUGCCCUGUCCCUCCCACCGGCGGAGCGCUCGGAAGACGCCGACGACAUCAUCUUCACUGCUCUGCGAAAACUGCACGCUUUGGCCAAGCUGCGAAGCGCCCGGCUGCACACUAUUGCGGCGACAGUCACUGUCGAGUCCCUUCCGCCGGGCACUGUGGUGUUUAGCCAAGCGGACGAUGUUGCGUUCUGGUACGGAAUUUUGCGCGGUGCCGUCUCAGUCACCGUCUACGACGAGGACGACGACACCUCCCACCCAUUAGAGGUGGCUCGCCUCUUCGAGGGCCAGGGCUUCGGUGACACGGCAAUCAUGACGGACGAGCCGGCCAGCUCGACGAUCCGCACCAUCACUGCUUGCGAUCUCGUCAAAAUUGGUCGUGCCGAGUUCAAGGGCAUGAUGGAGAUGCAUCUCCUGGACGAGAUGAACGCCAUGUCCAACGAGGACAGGUCACCGCGGUCCCCGAUGCGGCCACAGGCUGGAUUUGGCAGGCGCUCCAACGACUCAGUGUCCAAGCUGAUUCGCACGUCGUCGUCCGGCAAGUUCCAAGGCCUACCUGGUGGGUUGAGUCCGUCAGGAUCGAAUCCUACAACCCCAAUCGUUGCCGCCGAAUCUGAACCGAAGAAACCCAUCCUCCCCGUCGGAACAGUUUCUGCCAGGAGCAGACCUCCUUCCAUUGCGAUUACGGUGGACAAUUCACACGGCGACAUGAGCGAUCCGCUGCCGGAGGGCCGUUCAAUUCUCCCUUCACCUCGUGUUGACCCGACUUUGCAAGAGCGAUUCAUGAAGCCGGUCUCUGAGCGCACGGAAGACGAUCUACUUGACAUUCUGCAAGAGCUCAACCAACUCAAGGCCUUGUCAGACCUGACGCCAGCAGAAAAGCGUAGUCUGGCGGCCAUCACUCGCUUUCAGGUGGUUCCACACGCCGGUGACAUUGUUGUGCGACAAGGCUCCCAGGGCGCCACCUGGUACAUUCUCGCGCAGGGCUCAGUUGAAGUCGUUGUCAAUCGCACCACGGUGUGCUCGUUGGGCCCUGGAGAAUCCUUUGGCGAGAAUCUUGUCAAGUACCCUGGCCCAUGGCCGGUGACAAUCAUAACAAAGGAGGACGAGUGCCAGCUUUUGAUGGUUCAUCAUGCAGACUUUGAGACUGUUUUCAAGGAGGCUGCUUCGAACACGAGAAUAGUGCGCGAUUCCAGCAAUGCGAUUGUUAUGGUGAUGGAGCGACGACCUGGAGAGCACCGAGAAGGAUUUGUAGUGAUGAGCGCAAUGCGAGAUCAGCUAGUGAGCUACCUGGUUAGCCAAGAAGAUGAAUGCGAUGUUCACUUUUUGGAAGAUUUCCUGCUCAUGUUCCGGACGUUCAUGACGCCAAUGGAGCUCUGGACUGCGCUGAGCGCACGCUUCCAAACUCCCGCUCCAGCCAACCAACUCAUUUCGCCGAUUCUGGUGGCAACCAUUCGUUCCAAAAUUGUCGGAGUCAUUUUUGCCUGGGUUCGCUACUACUUUAACGACUUUGAGUCAGAUCGAGCGCUCUCCACUGCGUUGGAUCGGUUUGUCGAGUCUCUGCAGAGGGACAAGCUCGCAUCCGAGCACGAUCUGCUUCGGAGCGAGUUGGAUACAAUUGCGGCUGCAUCGGCAAGACCGUCGAAUGCAACACACUCGCUUGGGCACACGUCGCAUUCCACCACUGCCCUGUACACCGGGAGUGCUAGUGCUGCCGCAUCGCCCGAGAUUCCGCGCAGUAGCUUGAAAACCCGCACACGCAGCUUGAGCGUCACGCCUGACAGCAUGCCCAAGUUGUUUAUUCCUCCGAUGCACAGCUCGGUCAACUCGGACAAGUUGUUCCGCGGCACGCUCAAAGCCUCCCAGCGGCGCGAGCGAAAGAGCAACAACCCAUUGCUCUACGAGCGCAAGGCUUCAGUGGCCUCGGUUGUUCGAGGUGGUCCCGACAUGGAUGUCGUGCGUGUCUAUCGCAGCGACGAGUCUUACAAGACGGUGGCCAUCCAGAAGACCACCAGUGCUCAAGAGCUGGUUGCAAACGUCAUCACCAAGUUCAAUAUCACUGACGCCCCUUCAACCUACAAACUUGUUGAAGUGAAACUGAGCGGAGAUCAACGCGACAUUCCGGACGGGGACGUGUCCCUCGCGAGCCAGCUUUCGCUGAAUGGCCGUCUGUACAUCAAAAAGAGGGUGAUUCAACCCCGACUUGGCGAUUCAGGCUCUGGUGUGAACGUCACACGGUCCAAAAAGACCUUGUCCAAGGCCGUGGUUGCGCAAGAGUCGAUCGAUGAGGAAGACCUCAAACCCGCGCCACUGCCGGCAGGCCUGCAUGACUCGGCUCGUGAAAACAUGCUUCUUGAGAUGGACGAACGAGACAUCGCACGUCACAUCACGCUGCAGGAUUAUCACUUGUUCUCAAGCACCGAGAGUAUCGAGUACAUUACUCUGCUGUGGCGACACCAGGGCAAGGACAUUUCCAAUUUGCUCAUGUUCAUGCAGCGCUUUAACGAACUCAACUAUUGGGUUGUUACCGAGGUGUGCUCGUCCAAGAACACCAUUCGGCGAGUCAACGUGAUUAAAAAGUUUAUUACCAUCGCCAAGGACUUGUUGUCUUGCAACAACUUUAAUGCGGCAUUUGCGAUACUGAGCGGUUUGGACAAUGUGGCGGUGACACGGCUACACGAAACCUGGGAGAAAGUACCGGCCCGCCUUGUGGCCGAGCUUGAGGAAAUGCAAAUGCUCAUGGAUCCAUCUCGCAACAUGAAGGCGUACCGCACGUUGAUUCAGCAGACCGCGCCUCCUGCCAUUCCUUUCUUCCCCCUACUCAUGAAGGAUUUGACGUUCAUGCGCGAGGGCAACGACAGCGUGAUCGAGGGCCGCAUUAAUUUUGAUCUCUUGCGCAUGAUCAGCCGUGCGAUUCGCUCGCUCGAUCCUUUCCGCUCGACGCCUUACGACAGCACAACCUUGCUUCCUGCGGUGCGUCGGCGCCGCACCACUGUGGGCACUCCAAUUGAGCUUGAUGGCUCACCCAUUGUAGUGCCGAAUCCAGUCAAAGAUUAUCUUGCCGGCCUGAUUGUCAUCGAUGACCAGCGUCAGCUCAGCGCAUGGUCGCGCGAGUGUGAGAUGUCGGCAAAAGAGCGCCGAGCGCAGACAUCGCGGCAAUCGACUCGGAGGUAGCGGUUGCCAAAAUCUUUGUCCCUGUAACGUCCAGUCUACCAAUUUCUUGAUUCAAUCAUUGUUGCCGCAUUGGCGAAAAAUUACAAAUAUAUUACUUAGCUUGCAAGCGAGCAAAGAA